Paramecium sonneborni is the source of this 381-nucleotide messenger RNA. Lineage: Eukaryota; Ciliophora; Oligohymenophorea; Peniculida; Parameciidae. The record is from the annotation of a GenBank genome assembly.
AUGUAUUAUUAUUUUUUAUAAGUAAGAAUAUUUUAUUUUAUUCAAUAUUGCAAUAUAAUCAAUAANGGAGAUGGAAGGGGAAAUCAUAGAAUUUGGAUUGAUGAAAAUCUAAAGGGGAAUGCUACUUGCAGAAUAAAUAAUUAAUGUGAUUUAACUUAUGAAAUGGGAUAUCUAUUAGAACCACAUAUUGAAUUCCUUAAUGUAGAUAUAUAUAUAUUAAUAUUCUAGUUAACUUGUAUAGAAAUUUGGAGUAUUGAGGAAAAGGAAGUUAAUCCAUUGCUUCAUUUAUAGAGUAAGAUCGUUGAAGCAAACAAAGAAGAUAUGCAAUCAAAGGAUGUUGAACAAUAGAAAGAAAGUGUAAAUGAGUAAAAAUGAUAGAGG